AUGAAUUUAAUGCAAUAUAAAUUUUCAGCUUCGAAUGAAGUAGUCUUUGUUAAUUUUUAUGCAGAUUGGUGUAGAUUUUCUCAACAGUUGAAACCUAUUUAUUUGGAAGCCAGCGAAAAAUUUACGACUAUGCCUCCUGGCAAAGUAUUGUGGGCUUCAGUGGAUAGUGACCGGGAAGUCGAUAUUGCACAAAAGUAUAACGUAAAUAAAUAUCCAACGUUGAAAUUGUUCAGGCAUGGUGAACUUGUAAAGCGAGAAUACAGAGCACAGCGGUCAGUGGAAGCGCUGUCUGAUUUUAUUUAUAAACAACUCAAUGAAUCGAUUAUAACAAUCGCUUCUACUGAUGAUUUAAAGGCGAAAAUGGACAAAUCUAAACGUAAUGUGGUCGCUUAUUUUAAUCAGCUUACUGGAUCCGAGUACGAUAAUUUCAGAAAAGUUUCUUCCGCUUUGAGAGAAGACUGUGUUUUUUGGGUUGGAUCUGGUACAGGAUUUGAGAAUCAGUUUGCCAAUGGCAAUAAAGUUCUUUUUUAUCCACCUAAGAUCGACGAAAUUGUCGAAUAUAAGGAAAAACUGACAAAUUUGCAAUAUCUUAAAGAUUGGUUGGGUGAUAAAUGUAUACCUCUUGUUCGAGAAAUAACUUUUGAAAAUGCUGAAGAAUUAACUGAAGAAGGACUUCCCUUCUUAAUUCUUUUUCGUAUUGUUGGAGACAUGAAUAACGAAAAAAUUUUCAACGAUGCUGUAAUUCGUGAACUUUACGACCAGAAAAAUUCUAUCAAUUGCCUUGUGGCUGAUGGGGAAAAAUUCGCACAUCCGCUUCAUCAUUUGGGCAAGUCGAAAAGUGAUUUACCGGUUAUAGCCAUUGAUUCUUUUAGACAUAUGUAUGUAUUCGAUAAGGAUGUCUCCAUCCCGGGGACACUUCGUCAGUUUGUAUUAGAUCUUCAUUCUGGUAAAUUGCAUAGAGAAUUUCAUCAUGGACCUGAUAUUGAUACUACUCAGCAGUCUGUUGCUGAAAAGAUUGAUCCUGCUCAACAGGUUGAUAAGCAGAAGCAUGUGCAAAUUAAGAAAUUUGAUAAUACGCAACCACCUCCUAGUGUCUUUAAUAAAUUAAAGCCUUCAGAGAAUCGAUAUUCGCUUUUACAUAAAGAUGAAUUAUAA
This is a messenger RNA of Dracunculus medinensis (Guinea worm), 1155 nucleotides long. Lineage: Eukaryota; Metazoa; Nematoda; Chromadorea; Rhabditida; Dracunculidae. The record is from the annotation of a GenBank genome assembly.